Molecule: messenger RNA, 8416 nt
Organism: Motacilla alba alba
Lineage: Eukaryota; Metazoa; Chordata; Aves; Passeriformes; Motacillidae
Gene: CRACD
Product: capping protein inhibiting regulator of actin dynamics
Exons: 12
Coding region: 1105-5757 (1550 amino acids)
Biological process (GO): negative regulation of barbed-end actin filament capping; maintenance of gastrointestinal epithelium
Source: RefSeq, a predicted model, not a curated record
CCUAACAGUUUAAAUGUUUCAUUGAUUUAUUAUUAUUGAAAUAAUUUAAACAUUUAUUAGCAGAACAAGUAGAUUUUCAGCCUUUCAUAGAGGUUGCCUUGUGUGCUUUCUUUUAGUCCCAGCUUACUCAGUGCUGUGUUAAAUUGACAUAUAAUGGCACUUCAGGCAGAAGAAGCAUUUGAUCAGUCUGCCUCUGACUGCUGUUGUUCUGCAUAUACUUUCUGUUUUGAAGAAUGGUAAUCCUUUGUAUUACACAAUCCUCUUUUGAAAAAAUAAUCCUGGUGUUAUGUAAGUGAUAAGUAAUGUGUCCUUAAUAUAUUAUCGUGGGUGGGAAUAUUUCAUCACGAAUACUUUUAUCCACAUAACUAUCAGUGACAAUGAGAGGGAAUAACAUAAAAAUAAGUGUCACACAAUGUCAUUAGGCAGCCAGUGGUUCAAUCAGGCUAUGAGAGUCCUUUUCCAGACCCCAGGUUUUAUUUACUUUCAGAUCCCCUUGCUAAAAAUUGCUGCAUAUUGCUGUGCCUCCCUUUCCAUAAGCACUAAGGUUUUCAUCAGAGUUCACAUCUCUGCUCUGGAAGAAUUUUCAAUAAAGUAAGUAAGUAUAAUUAUCAAGACACAAUAUCUGCACUUAGAUUAUGUCUAUUUCCAAAUCUGGAACUGUUCUUGAAAAAACUUUUUGCUUUUUCUUAUGCUUGCAGGAUGCUAGGAUGUACUAACUCUGGAUAACACCAUCUGUGCAUACAGAGAAUUUCUGAAUGCGUGAUAGAACAACCUCAAUAAAUCCUUAAAGGAGCAUUUUGGGGUUUUUUAUCUUGUAAAUCAAAGUGUCAGAAUUAUGCUCUUCCAGCAUCGUAAGCCACUGAAAAUUUAUAAAACUUUAAAACCCGCUUAAAGAAAACAAACAUGCAGCAAAGGCAGUCUGGGAGGAGAAUGUUAACCACUGGUCCCUAGCAGCAUAUCCUGACUUCUGAUCACUUAUAUUAAAGAAAAACACCCAUUUCAGAGAGAGUGCAAGACUGCGUGGAAGUAGAAAAUACCACACCCCACCUUAAAAAAGAGAAGAUCAAGUCUGAAGUUUCUCUGACUUCGUCUGAAAUUGUAGGCAUGAUCAAUUUGUUUAAGAAACCUUACAAGAAAAAGGCGGGCAAAUUCCAGCCUUUCAAGAAGCUCUUCGGCAAGAGGAAGAAAAGAGAGCCCGCCUCAGAGUGUGAGGAGCCCAAACUGAAGCCCAGCCACUCCUUCGGCAACAUCUGCAACGGCGCCUUCUCCUCGGAUGACGAGCCGGGCGGGCUGAGAUCCUCCCAUUAUUCUAUGGGCAGUCGAGCUUUUUCCCAUGACAGUAUUUUCAUACCUGAUGGGAGAACAGAGAGUGAACAGGCCAUUCAAGCAAUGUCACAGGAGAACGUUUUAGGAAAAGUCAAAAUUCUUCAGCAACAGUUGGCCAAAAAUAUAAAAUUUGGGCAGCCUCCACAAAUGACAAUUUCUUCACGGACGAUGGGGGAAGCAAACGCCAGUACAGAAGAUGAUGCACUGCUCAGCAGCCCCAUGGAGACUGAGACCCAGCAGGACACAGUGAUCUCAGACUGCAGUAAUAAAUCUACUGACACUCCAGAUUUCUUGAGAAAAAUGAAUUUUCUUGGAACAGGACAUGGAAUGGAAGAAAAGGUCACUCCAAUGAAGUCAGCUCGGCCAAAAAGACAGUUUUCCUGUUCUGGCACAAUUGAAACAAUCAAUUUGGAUUCAGUUCCGCAGGCUCUUGCUCGUCUAGACAACAGUGCAGCUAAGCACAAACUGUCAGUGAAGCCAAAAAAGCAGAGGAUGUCAAGACAGCACAAGAGAUUGACAAAGGGAUCACAGAGUUUAACAAUAACAGAAUUUGAACCAGAGGACCUAGAAACUCAGCUGUAUGACGACAUUUACCCAGGUUAUAAUGGACGCUUCACAGCAGACAAGCUAAUCCAGGACAGAGAUGAGCAGAAGCAGCUUCAGCCGGCAGAGGAAAAAAGAAUUGAAGAUCACUGGGGUAUCCUUGAAGCUGAAAGGAUAAGACAGAUAGUAGAAAUGGAAGAACAAAGAGAAAUGGAAGAAAAAAGGUGCCAAGAACUUGAGGAGAUGCAGAAAGAACAGGAAAAAAGACACUGUGAAGAAGAGAGGAGGCAAUACCUCCUUGAAGAGAAGACAUUGAAAAUAGAAGAGCAAACAUGCCAUAAAGACAAAAGAAGACUGAUGAGGGCUGAAAAAAGGCAAGAGCUAGAGGAGCAGAUGCAGAAGGAGUUGGAGGAACAACAAAGACAAAACCUGGAGGAGAAGAGGCACUGGAAUGUGGAGGAGCAACAGAGACGAGAGUUGGAGGUGCAGAAGCUCAAGGAACAGGAGGAACAGAGACAAGAGUUGGAGGUGCAGAAGCUCAAGGAACAGGAGGAAAAACAGAGACAAGAGUUGGAGGAGCAGAAGCUCAAGGAACGGGAGGAACAGAGACAAGAGUUGGAGGAGCAGAAGCUCAAGGAACAGGAAGAACAGAGACAAGAAUUGGAGGUGCAGAUGCUCAAGGAACAGGAGGAACAACAGAGACAAGAAUUGGAGGUGCAGAAGCUCAAGGAACAGGAAGAGCAACAGAGAAAAGAGCUGGAGAUGCAGAAGCUCAAGGAACAGGAGGAACAACAGAGACGAGAGCUGGAGGUGCAGAAGCUCAAGGAACAGGAAGAGCAUCAGAGACGAGAGCUGGACAGGCAGCGGCACCAGCAAAGGGAGGAACAGCAGAGACUAAAGCAGGAGGAAGAGAAGAACCAGGAACAGAAAGAGCAACAGAGACGAGAGCUGGAGGAGCAGAAGCACCAGGAACAGGAAGAGCAGAGACAUCAGGAAUUGGAGAAGCAUCAGGAAUGGGAAGAGCAGAAGCACAAGGAUCUGGAGGAGAAACAGAGACGAGAGCUGGAGGAGCAGAAGAGGCUAGCACUGAAAGAAUUAAAGCAACAUAGGAAUGAAAAAGACAGUCAAAAGGAAGAAGAAAGAAAUGGGCUGGAGGAACAAACAGAGCUCAAGAAAGAAAAUAAGGAAGAAAUACAGCAAGAAGAGAAAGAACUUGAAGAAGCUGAAAUAAAACUAAAGCAGGAGAAAGAGCCUGAGAGCCUCAAACAAGAGAAGGAACAGGAGGAACAAAGACAGCAUUUGAAAGAGAAAGAAAAGACAGAGAAGGAACAACCCCAGCAAGUGACAGAUAAGAAAAAGAAACGGGAAGAGCAGAGGAAACACAAACUCACAAAACAAAUGCACAUGGAAAGUUCAGACUGUGUUCUACAAGAUGAACUGAAGCAGCAAAAGGAACAAAAUGGACAUGAAUGGAACAAGCUGAAAGAGCAGAAGGUAGACACAGAAGGACAGAAUCUUCAGCCAAAACAAGAAAAAUCCUUGGAACAGCCAAAGGAAAAAGAUCAGUUGUGUUCUGCUGAAGGGGCUGCUAGGCAUCCAGCAGAGGAGAAGCUCCAAGAAGGAGCAAGUUUCCAAAAAGUCAAACAGCCAGAAAAAGGGACUAAAACAGCAGAAGAAAUACUAGCCCAGAAACUGAAAAAAGAAGUUGAGGCUCAGGAGCAAAAACGCAUAGGGGAAGAACUUCGGUGGCAAGAGGUAGAUGAAAGACAAAUGGCAUCCAGACCCUUCACAUUUCAAGUGUCUUCUGGAGAUAAACAGAUCAUAUUUCAGAAAGUAAAUCUGAGUCCUGUUAUGCCCAUCAAAGGAGCAGGACUCUCUUCUCCAUCUGUCAAAGACUGCAAGGUGCACACUACCAGUAAGGGCUCUCAUUCCCUCCCAUCAUCUGUGUGUGUACCCCACACAGCUAUUUUGGUUACUGGAGCACAGCUGUGUGGCACAGCAGUGAACUUGAACCAGAUUAAGGACACGGCUUGCAAAUCAUUACUUGGCUUAACAGAAGACAGGAAAAAUGUGGAUAUUCCCUCUCCAGAGAAGUCUGAGAGAAAAAAACAGGAUCCCAAACCCAGCAGCAGUAAAAUGAAACACACACAAGAGGCAUUGAACAACCAGGCCGUACUGGCUGAGUGGGCCUCCAUCCGCUCCAGAAUCCUAAAGAAUGCAGAAAACAACAAAUAUAAUGAGAGAGACCGUGUAACUGCCUGCAGGCACAGUGAUGACUGGACACCCCGAGGACGCGGUGCUCCCCACGGCAACUUGAGGAAAACCCUCUCUGCAAAUGCAAAGUUCUCAAUAACACCAGCAUGGCAGAAAUUUUCAGACGUUUCAAAAACCAAUUCAGAUGCUGAGAAUGUAAAUGUAACAAAAGGCAAUGAAACAGUGGCUGUGGGGAGAACUACUGGCUCAUCUGCUGAUUCAAAGGAGGAUGUGGUCUCCACUUGUAAGGAUAACUUAGCUGAAAAACCUAAAGACAAAAUGGAAACCCAUAGGGAAGUGACAGACAACACUGAAGGCUGUAAAUUUGCAAAAGAUCUUCCAUCAUUCCUUGUUCCAAGUUUUCCACAUUCUGUGGGGAAGGAAUUACCCCAGCCAGAGCUUCCCAAUGCUCUGGAAAAUCAGCAGAACAACAGCACAAAAAAAGCAGAUAAACCACCACCAAAUGGAGAAGAAAAUGUUUCUCCUUUUGGCAUAAAGUUACGAAGGACAAACUACUCUUUGCGUUUUCAUUAUGAUCAACAGGCAGAGCAAAAGAAAAAGAAAAGAUACAGUGCAGGAGACAGUUUUGAUGGUGUGCCUGACCCACUCACCUCAACAGAAGGUGAGAAAGAAUCCUCUGUUUUCACUUCACAAGAAAGUACCUCUCCUGGCACUGGGAGAGCAAACAUCUCUGGUAACUUAAAAGAGUCUUCAGUUACUGUGGUGGAGUUUUCAACACCUGUGGGCACACUAGUGGUCCCACCAGCCACCGGCCAGAGUGCUGUACCUGCUCAUGAGAAACCAGCAUGCAAGUCACUGGUCCCACAGAAACCUGCUUUAGCUCCAAAGCCCACCAGCCAGACCCCACCAUCAUCUCCUCUCUCUAAAAUGAACAGAACAAACCUAUCUGAAAUGCUGGGGCAAAGGGUGGCUAAAGCUGAAUCAGAUGGUGGCUGGAGAAAAGAAGACAGAGCAAAUGCAGCCCAACCCAUACCAUCCAAUGACUACAAAAAUGAAGAGGAAGAAAUCAAAGAAAAGAAAUCAUUUUUCCCAUCUCUAAGUAUUCCAUGGAGAGAAAAAAAUGACAAAAAGCCUGAGCCAUUGAAGAAAGAAAAGCCUGUUCUUCAGAGCAGGCACUCUGUAGAUGGCUCUAAAUUGUUGGAAAAAGUGGAAACUUCACAACCACUUUGGAUUACACUAGCACUGCAAAAGCAAAAGGGAUUUCGUGAGCAGCAAGCUACAAGGGAAGAGAGAAGACAAGCCAGAGAGGCAAAGCAAGCAGAGAAACUGCUUGCUGCUAAAGAAAAUGCUGCUGUAAGUAAUCAGUCAGAUAAUAAAAGUAGCAGCAGCAAAACAAGCACACUGCAGAAAUCUACAACUCAAGAAGGAGAGAAGAAAAUUGAGACUGCUGUGUCAAGACUAGAAAGAAGGGAGCAUCUAAAAAAGUCGAACACCCUUCCAACUUCUGUGACAGUGGAAAUUUCAGAUUCUGUUCCAUCAACCCCAAUGACAAAGGAGGUGGCCAAGAGAUUCUCUACACCUGAUGCUAACCCAGUGUCAACAGAACCAGCCUGGCUUGCGUUAGCCAAGAGGAAAGCAAAAGCCUGGAGUGACUGUCCACAGAUCAUAAAGUAAACUGUAAAGUUAUCUCUAUUGCUGACUAUUAAUUGCUGUCUUUUAUUUAUUCUGCUUUUUACACAUGACAAAACUGAAAAUGCAUGUAUCAGAAGGACUGAAAACUGAACUGAUUACCAUUUUGCUCUAGCUCACUGUAAAGUCUACUCAAGUCAUAUAUUCCAUUGCUUUGACAAAUACGUAAAGGAGGUCAUGGCAAAAAUCUCACAGCGACUCUCUCAAAAACUUAGAGAGUGCUCAGAUACUGGAUGUAAAUUUUAGCAGGUAUCAUAAUAAGGGCCAGAACAGAAUAAGAGUUCAGACACUUCUUAAAUUCUGUUGGUAUUCAGUUCUGGAAUUUUAGAUCUCUAUGUUUGAGAUCUCAGCAAUUUUUUCAGAACUUCGUUGUUGAAAUUAAGGAAAGAUGCAUGUUUCCUUCUCUUAAGUCAUAAUUUAUUUAAACAUGUUAAACUGUAUGAACUGCCAGUUCUGCCUGCUAUUUUAAAGCUUUUUCCCUGAGGAAGAGCUUCAGGAUACACUGUUCCACAUGCAAAUGAUAAGUGAUGGUACCAUCCAAAUGCUGAGGUAAUUUCUUUCAUCAUAGGAUUAAUACAAUACAUCUGUAUGCCCUCACUUCUAAGAAGAAAACAAUUAAUCCUACUUAAAAGCCACAAUUUUUAAACAAAUGUCAUUAAGUUCUCAGAAAGAAGUCAGGGAUUCACUGUUUCUUCUAGUCAUUUGAGUGCAUCACUGUUUGUUCUUGGCCAUAUUCAUGCUGCAUAGAGACAGUGAUUGUGGAUUACAACUUUAAAUCAAUUGACUGGAAUUAAACUGUUCCUGUGCAAAUGCAAAUUCCUGUAGAAUUUGUCUCAGGAAGUUCCCACAGGAGUAGGACUGGCAGAACUGAAGUUAACUGAGAACUGAGAGGUAAGUCAGUGAGAGUUUUAGGAGUUUUAACUCUGCAUUCUUCCUGAUUUUACUCCACAUGCAGCUUGAGGCAGUUCAGAUAACUUCCUGUACUUUGACCAAUAUAGCCAGAACACUUCAAAAAGAAGUUUACUUACCCCAUCUCAGGUAUCUGGAGUGGCAGUUAAACACUUUACUACUUCAUAUAACUAAAACUGAAAUGUCCACCCCCUCCCUCUUACAAAAAAAGGAUAAGGUCCAUAAAUGGAAUAAAAAUGUCACUAUUCUCAACAUCCCACAGAAUUCUCUAGGCCUGCAUUUUAAAAUGUCACCCUAUUAAAUAAAUCAACUGAAUUUGUUUUACAAGGAAGACUUUAAAAAAAUUUGAAAGUCUCCUUCUUACAACCAUAAGGCUCAAAGGAACCUUUAAGCCUACAACAGCAUAAAGGGAGACAUUUUCAUGUAAAAAAAUUACAUCAUUAUAGAAUGAUACAACAUAUGCUUCAUGGAAGUGUUUUAGCCAAACUACUGUAAGCAGCAUGAGAAACAGCAUUUUAAACUAUGCAGGAAACAGAAUGAAACCUGUUGUACACUCUGUUCCCAGAAUGAAAAAGGAGUUUCAGCAAAAGUCAUUGGCAAGUGCAGCCUUUCCCACAGAAUAGAAAACAGGGGCUCAGUGUUGUGGAUACAGCAGCACAAACACAAUGGAUGUGUAAGAUCGAGUCCAUGUGCAGCAGCAAGAUGGGCUUUCUUGGGUGUCUUACGCCAUGAGUUUUGCUCAGUUUCAUAUUUAAAACCAAAAUCUCUAAAGUAACCUUUACCAGGAAUAUAAGUAAUAUGUUUUAAGCAAAAAUGAGACAAUGCUGCUCUCAAAUGCUUGGGAAAACCACCCAACUUAAUGCCUUCAAUAUCUGAAGAAAGAAUUAGCCCUGUAAUUCCUUUUGCUCUGUUAGCACCUGGAAUUAGUGCAUCUUAAAGUUAAAUUUAUAUUUUUUCCAAGUUUGUUUGCCUGCAGUACGGAUAUGUAACAACUAAAUUGCCUGAAAUCCAUCUUUACAAUUAUUUAUUGGGAGGGGGAGCCAGGUAGAAAUACAGAGAAGGUGAAGUAAAUCAGGAUUAAAGAUACUGGUAUUCUGAAAAGCAUAGCAAAAUUAGGUGCUAUUGUGCAUGACAUAAGGAUGCAAUUUUCCAAUACAAUCCAUUUAUAGCACAUAGAAUAGAGCUUUCAUUAAGGAUGGUCAUAAGCUAAAGCCUCAAAGCAGAGUUUUUUUCCAACCAUAAAGGUAUCUAGUGUAACAAUGGAAACUGUAUUACGUACAGUACUUGAUGGAAACAUUUCUAAAGCGUACAUGUGCAACAGUAACAUUUCAUGUUAAAUUAACAAAGAUUUGCACUAAAUACCAAUGAAGUGAAGUUUUACUUUGCUUUAGCUUUGUUGCAGCCAUUUCUGAUAAAGUAUUGGAAAUCUGUAAAAAUAAAUCCGAAACACUACUACCCAGUUUAAAACAGCAAAAAUGUUUUAAGAACCGAAUAAACCACUAUGUAGUAUAUUGUCUCAAUUUUUUGUAACUUAUACAAACACAAAAUACCAUUUCUUUUGACAAGGUUAUAUAUGAUUAACCUCUAUGUUCAUAUAGUAAUGUAUAAAAACUACAAGAUGUAUAAUUGUGGGGUAUUUGUUGUGUACUUUUUUAAUUUUUCAAAUGUUUUAAAGUGCAAUUGUUUAUUAUACUGUCAUUUUAAAUCUUAUUAAACUAUAACCUGGUCAAAAUUA